CAUGAUUGUCGACAAGAGUAUCAUCAUCGAAUCCCCGAAAGGAUCUUUUUCGGGUUUUAGACCUAAUUUCUGUUAUAUUAAAAUUGACGACUACGACUUUAAAGUGAGAGAGGAGAGCGUUGUAACAGUAGAGGUUUUAUCGUUGAAUACAGGCAGUUUUAAUAAGAGACAGAGCAGCUGCAACGGAGGUUUCUUAAGGAUUAAAGAAAAAUACGAUCGGUUAUACGACAACAGCAUCUUACCACCAACGGAACUUUGCGGUUCAAUAGGAAAUAACGAAACGGGAACUGUCAAGAGACAAAUUCGGUUAAAUGGGCUUAUCGAGUUUCAAGUGGAUCACGGACGUAGCCAUACCCACUACAAGUUAAAGAUUAGCUUCGUCGAUAAAACACAACCGGACGAACAGUAUCCUGUCGGAUCUUUACUUAGAUCCAGUUGGUCUCUUAAGGAUUUCAAAUGUAAUUGGUUCGUGGAAUUUGAUGGAAGUAAAACGCAACAGUUUUUCCUAACAUCUCCGGGUUGGCCCGGGAUCUAUCCUCCAAAUACAACUUGCCAUUAUACUCUCGAAGCCAUCAAUAAAGAUUCAACAUCCUCCAGACUCGAAUUCAAUUUUAGUCCUCACGCCCUUCCCGGUGAAAGACUCAAGUUGGACAUUCAUAAAUCGAGAAAUUGCGAGGAAGACUACUUGGAGAUUUACGACGGACCAACGUCUAAUUCACCUAGAAUAGGAAGAUUUUGCGGUCAUGACGGCGAGAAAAUCAUUUCUUCCGGUUCGAUACUCUUUCUAGUCUUUCGUUCUGGAUCCGGUAGUUCACCUUGGCAUUAUCAAGGAUUUAAGGGCAAAGUAAUGCCCAGAUUUGGAAUCUCUAGCGAAAGAGGCGUAAGGGAGAGUGGAACUUGUAAUUGGAAAUUUAGACCCGACUAUGACGAAGAUUUGGAUAAAUUUUCGGAAUCGGAACACGACGAUUUCUACUUUGGUGUUCACAUUCCAGAUUAUUACAUUGCCAAGGACACAAGAUGUAAAUACGAAUUUGAGGUUCCCUCUCACUACAACGUUAGCAUCCAAGUGAAGCGAGUGCCAGGUCGAAGGAAUUGCGUUGAUCGUAUUCUCUUUUACGACGAAUCUCCAAAACCCAUUAAAAAUAUCUCAGCUUGUCCUCCAUUUCAGUCGCGAAAGCACGGACGAAAAAGUUUCAAAUUCGUUCAGCCGAAACCAUGGAUACCCAAAUCAAAACAUCCCUAUCUAACCUACGAACAUCCCAGUGGUCAAAUAUCCAAUAGUAAUCCCGUAUGGAUCAAAAGUAAUGAAGAAUACGAGAAGAAAUAG
Dimorphilus gyrociliatus is the source of this 1327-nucleotide messenger RNA. The record is from the annotation of a GenBank genome assembly. Lineage: Eukaryota; Metazoa; Annelida; Polychaeta; Dinophilidae.